AUGUUAUUUCCACUUAAUUUAGGUCAUGACGGUGGUCAAUUUCUGUUGUCAGACCACAUACAACAGUGGCCAAUUUUUGUUGUUAGACCACAUAUGAUGGUAGCCAAUUUUUGUCAUCAGACCACAUACGAUGGUGACCAAUUUUUGUUGUCAGACCACAUACGACAGUGGUCAAUUUUUGUCGUCAGACCAUAUGAUGACUGUGGUCAAG
Molecule: messenger RNA, 211 nt
Organism: Cetraspora pellucida
Lineage: Eukaryota; Fungi; Glomeromycota; Glomeromycetes; Diversisporales; Gigasporaceae
Source: the annotation of a GenBank genome assembly